GGCAUCACGCCAGCGCUGCGCUGUCGCCACCGGCAGCGGCAGAAGACACCCGAUGCAGAAUCAGCAGCAGUGCGCUCAGAACAGUGCAACGCCCAGACGCGGGGAGAGCGACGAAGCCCGUCCUGACCAGAAGACCGAGGAAGGUUGCAGCGCGAGCCUCGGGCGGUGGCCGGCCAUUGUGGUGCAACAUCUUUACGUGCCGCCGACUUGCACGGGCUUCCUCCGCGAGAUGCUCUGGUCACUCGGAUCAUUCGUCGCCGAACGUGAACGGCCCUCUAUCUUCCAACCUUUCUACUCGGCUUCGAAUGUCGACGACGGAGUGCCCGAGCCACAACAGAAGCCCGUCCUCUGCGAAUGCGACGUAGGCGUAAUCCAGCAGCCAGCGCAGUCAGCUCAGUUGAUGCAGUUCGACGUGGAGCACAGGGAGGACGAAGAAAACGGCACUGAAGAGCUGCACGCCGUUACCGACGACAAAGACGUCGCGGCACUGCACACGACGACGGCCGACGGUAGCGGUGACGAGCAGCGGAAACCGGCGCUCAUCGAGCGUCACCGGGCAAAUUCAGAGCCGGAAGCCAACUACGGUCCGGUGACGACGACCCGCGGCGCAAUGCCCGUAACGCUGAUGCACUGGGUACGCGUUGACAUCGGUGCAUGGCGCAGUGCGGGUGGUCAAUUUCCCCAAACACUGCACUGCGGCCAUAAACUCAUCGGCUGUCUGCACGUGUACCCCGCGUGGCCUCGUGCUGCGAGAAAUUGCCAAGGCUGACUCGGGCACUGGCAGCCGGCUGGCCAGGACGUCCAACGGCAGUGCCUCGUUGACAGCAGUCAGCUGCGCGCUUAUGUCACUUGCGGUUGCAAGGCUUCAAACCCUCUGCGACAGCACGUCCUUAAGUGCGUUACGCCUGGUCACGAAGUAGGACGAAGAAGGAUUCAACGAGUGCUUUUGCAUUGUCAUCCAGGCAAAAGUAGCACAAGACUGGCCCUUCGACGGCGUGCGUCAACUGGCCGUGUCGGGGAAUGUCCAUGUGUCCUGCGGCUCGGGCUGACGUGUGACCUGGACGUCAGUGCGGAGACGAUAUUGCCGUACACACCAUCUGUCAAGCUAGCCCCAUGCUGCGACAUGUGGUUUCUCGUCGUCCCGAUGCCAGAAACGGCUCAGCGCUAAUGCAAGGGGCCGCGCAGCCAUCACAGAGAUGUUGGUUAAACGGUCACGUUUGACAGCCGGGGACGCCCAAUUCGUGUCUGACAUUUUAUGACAUUUUUAGUAGUAUCUGUUUGCUGUAAUUUUUAAUUUAUUUAUCAUGACAAUUUUAUGUAUAGGCACUAACGUGCGUUUUGUCUGGCAAUACUUAUGCUUAGAACGCACUUCAAUUUUGCGGAGUUCCUUUAUUUUAUUUGUUGGAAUAAAAUACAUGUAUGAUGUAUGUAUCAUGACCAACCUAUUUAAUACUGCCGCUGUAGAACGAAAUUACUCUUGU
Messenger RNA from Dermacentor silvarum, 1481 nucleotides. RefSeq lists its product as uncharacterized. Lineage: Eukaryota; Metazoa; Arthropoda; Arachnida; Ixodida; Ixodidae. Bases 53 to 769 code for a protein of 238 amino acids. The transcript has 2 exons. The record is from RefSeq and is a predicted model, not a curated record.